Messenger RNA from Protopterus annectens (West African lungfish), 722 nucleotides. It is a transcript of the gene HRAS, whose product is annotated as HRas proto-oncogene, GTPase. Gene Ontology annotation, molecular function: GDP binding; GTPase activity; GTP binding. The transcript has 6 exons. Gene Ontology annotation, biological process: Ras protein signal transduction. Gene Ontology annotation, cellular component: plasma membrane. The coding region runs from base 279 to 722 and encodes 147 amino acids. The record is from RefSeq and is a predicted model, not a curated record. Lineage: Eukaryota; Metazoa; Chordata; Ceratodontiformes; Protopteridae.
GUUUAGAACGCUACAACGCCUGCGUCACGUGGAGCAGGGACGUGAAGAGGUCUUUUUCUCUCAUAGAAAGUAAUCACCACCAUACCGAAUCUUCCCUGAUGAGGGGCUGUUCAGUUGUAUGGUGUUUCAAUACUGAUGUGCUUGGUUAGUCUACUUUUAUAAAGGAAUUGCAACUUAAUCUUAUUUCAGAUUGCUGUAUAUGUGUUGAAGUAGAAGGCAGUUUGUUCUGUAACUUCAGUCCUGAGGUAACAACUUGAGAAAGGAUCCAAUUCCGGAAGAUGACCGAGUACAAACUGGUGGUGGUUGGAGCAGGUGGUGUUGGCAAAAGCGCAUUGACUAUUCAGCUUAUUCAGAACCACUUUGUAGAUGAAUAUGAUCCCACAAUUGAGGACUCUUAUAGAAAGCAGGUAGUAAUUGAUGGAGAAACAUGUCUACUUGAUAUUCUGGACACGGCGGGUCAAGAGGAGUACAGUGCAAUGAGAGACCAGUACAUGAGAACAGGAGAGGGCUUCUUGUGCGUCUUUGCUAUUAAUAACACUAAAUCCUUUGAAGACAUUCAUCAGUACAGUUGGCACGCAUUCUUCAAGACAGCCAUUCUUCUUUACAUAGAUGCAUUGCUUUUUCUGCGUGUAACUGAUCUUCAUCUUCUCAUUUAUGUCUGGCUGUCUGCUAACUGGUCUUUUCAUUUUCCCUCUGUUUCACCUGUGUCCUGUGUUCUUUAA